AUGCGAAUAUCGGAAAUCUCAUCAGGUACUUAUCAAAGUCAAGUCAAACGUGUAAGCAUUCAAACAAUUUCUAAUGUAGAAAAACAUGAAACUCCAUUUAUAUGGUCAAAAUUUAAUCGACUAAGCAGUAUGCAAAGUACAGUAACACCAGAUAUUGUUGAUAUACCAGAGAGAACUAUUGAAAAAACAUCAGUACCAGAAUCAUCAGAAAAAUCAUUUAUUUUUAAUCGAAAUCGUAUAAUUUUUAUUACUAUUGGUGUUCUAUUUGCUCUUUCGACUUCUAUUACUGCUGUUGCACUUGCUAUUAAAUUUCGUUCGUAA
Rotaria sordida is the source of this 321-nucleotide messenger RNA. The record is from the annotation of a GenBank genome assembly. NCBI's taxonomy places the organism in Eukaryota, Metazoa, Rotifera, Eurotatoria, Philodinida, Philodinidae.